GUAUACAUAUUAGGGAUGGGCAUGAAAUCCGAAUAUCUGAAUUAUCCGAAUAUCCGGAUAUCCAAAUCCGGAUUUGAAUCAAAUUCUUAUCCGGAUUUCCCGAAUUAUCCGGAUUAUCCGGAUUUAUGGAUUUGCUUUUUUAUGUGACUUCAGACUUACAAAUAUUUUUAAUGUAUGGUAAAAUAAAUUAUUUUAUUAUAAUGAAAAUUUAACAAAAUGUUAUAUUAUAUCAAAGUUCGUAUCAUAAAAAUCGUUCGAAAUGUAUACAUUCCAAAUAGAUAAGUAUAGUGUAUACCCAAUUAAUUAAUCUUUACUGCAUAACCUUCGGAUGGUUAUUGAAAAAGGUUUUUUGAAGAUAAGUUAAAUUUAUCUUACAACAAUAAUUGUUAUCGAUAUAAUUGUUUACUCGGACAUGUUCUUUUACAAUUAUCAAAUAAAAAUUAUCGAAAAAUAUCAAGUGGAGAGUGGAGACAUAUUUGUAGGAAUAGUAUUUCUGUUGCAUCAAACGUGUUAACAUUGAAUAAUUGUACUAUAAUGCCUCCAAGUAAAAUUUGGAAUUUUUUUACGCGUGGCGAAUCAAAUAAAACUGCUAUAUGUUCUGUAUGCAACGACGUUUUAAAAAAUAUGGGAUCUACAUCUAUUUUAUGGUCGCAUUAUAAUCGGUGGCAUAAGCCCAAAACAAAUAGCUUCAACAUCUUCAACUUUCAUUUCUUCUCAGUCAACUUCCUCAUCAUCAAUCAGCCCUGCUUUGAAACGUAAAAAGCACUACCAUAACGAUAACAUUUGUAAAAGAAAUUCAAGACCAUUAGAUAAAAAUCGAUGUGAAAUUAUUACGCAAAGUAUUUGCAAAAUGAUAAUUGUUGAUAUGUUACCAUUUAGUACAGUUGAAAAUAAAGGUUUUCGUUCAUUAAUUUCAACAAUUGAGCCACUUUAUACUAUUCCAUCGCGAAAAAGCAUUACUACACGUAUUGAAAAAAUGUAUAUAGAUAAAUCACAAAGUAUCAGAAAUAUCAUAGAAAACAUUAAUUAUAUUUCUUUAACAACUGAUGGUUGGACAUCAACAGCAAUUGAUUCAUAUUUAACAUUUACUGCUCAUUAUUUUGAUGAUAAUUGGAAAUUGUAUAGUGUAACUCUUUCAAUUGAAGAAAUACAAGAAAGUCAUACGGCUGAAAAUUUAAAAGACAGUAUUAUGAAUGUUAUUGAGUCUUGGAAUUUAAAUAAUAAAAUAACGGGAAUUAGUCAUGAUAAUGCUGCAAACAUUUCAAAUGCUGUAAAACUAUUUUACGAUCAAGAUAUUUAUUCAAAUCGUUGUGCUGCUCAUACACUACAAUUAGCUGUGAAAAAAUGUUUAGAUUUAAAUACAUGUCGUCCUUUAUUAAAAACCGCAUCAAAAAUUGUUGCUAGUUUUCGACAAUCUUCUAAAAGAACAUAUGCCUUAGAAAAUUAUUUAGCUGAGAAAGAGUGCAAAAAACUUAAUCUUGUACAAAGUUGCCCUACACGUUGGAAUUCUACUCUAGGUAUGUUAGAACGAUUGUUGGAACUUCGUUCAGCUGUAGUUGUCAUUAUGUCUGAUCGGACACUUUUUAAUAGUAAGAUCGCGAAAGAUCAAGAAUUACUAGAAGAAGACUGGGAAAAAAUAGAAAUACUUGUUACUUUAUUGAAACCAUUAAAAACAGCAACAACAGUUUUAUGUGCUGAUCAAAAUGUCACUAUAUCAAUGGUUUUACCAAUUGUUAAAAGUCUUAUUGUAAAACAUUAUAAACCCAAUAAUCUAGAUAGUAGGUUUUCAACUCUAUUCAAAGAGACCAUUAUUCACGAAUUAUCAACACGUUUUUCUGUACAAAUUGAUGUUGACAACGAUUGCGAAAGAGAAAUUAGUAUCACUCAAAUGGCUAGCAUACUUGAUCCUAGAUACAAAAAUAUGUCAUUUGAAUCUUCCGAAAAUAUUAAAAAUCGUAUUAAACAAAUAGUACGUUCAAAAAUGGUUUUGUUAAGCAGAAAUACUGAUGUACGUAUACCUACAGAAAAACGCACAGCACUUGAUGAAUUACUUGAAGAAGAACCAAAUAAUGAUACUGACGAGUUUUCAAGGUAUAUGGCGGAAUUUCAAAUAAAUCAUAAUGCAGAUCCAUGUGCAUGGUGGAAAGAUCAUGAAAACAUUUAUCCAACGUUAGCCGUAUUAGCUAAACAAAUAUUAUGUAUACCAGCAUCUUCUGCUUCAUCAGAAAGAGUUUUUUCAACAGCCGGUAAUAUAUUAUCCCCAAAACGUAAUAGAAUUACACCAUGCCAUUUGUCAGCCUUAGUUUUUUUAAAACAAAAUAAUAAUUUUUAAUUAAAAAAAAUAAUUUAAGUAAUAUGCAUGAAUAUGUUUACUGUUUUGUAUGAAUUAUUGUUGU
Messenger RNA from Metopolophium dirhodum (rose-grain aphid), 2396 nucleotides. RefSeq names its product E3 SUMO-protein ligase ZBED1-like. The record is from RefSeq and is a predicted model, not a curated record. Lineage: Eukaryota; Metazoa; Arthropoda; Insecta; Hemiptera; Aphididae. The transcript has 2 exons. Bases 851 to 2332 code for a protein of 493 amino acids. Gene Ontology annotation, molecular function: protein dimerization activity.